Molecule: messenger RNA, 4928 nt
Organism: Ixodes scapularis (black-legged tick)
Lineage: Eukaryota; Metazoa; Arthropoda; Arachnida; Ixodida; Ixodidae
Product: sodium/calcium exchanger 3
Exons: 13
Coding region: 327-2837 (836 amino acids)
Biological process (GO): calcium ion transport; cell communication; transmembrane transport
Cellular component (GO): membrane
Molecular function (GO): calcium:sodium antiporter activity
Source: RefSeq, a predicted model, not a curated record
UUGAUAUUUACGAGUCGCCGUCACACGCUUUUUGGCGCGGCUUUUCCAUCUUUAUUUGCUUGCUUUUUCCUCUCCGGUUCCUCUCCCCACACUUCGGCUACCCUUCGCUUGGCGCGGCGGCAGUCUUUCUGUGGGGCGUUGUGUGUGUUGGUGGAGUUUGCGUGCGUGCUGCGCCGUGGAGCGAGCCGAGAAUUUCUGCUGCCACCAUGUUUUAGCCGGGUUCGCGGUUAGCAGACGAAGUUAGCAGACGACGCGGCGCAACGGUCGUUAGUGGUGUGUUGCAGACGGAUAUACCCCUCCUGUCGUCCGAUUCCGUUCCCAUAAAGAUGCCGGGCAACAGGACGUGUACCGACGGGCUCUUGCUUCCGUUCCUGGACGAGUCCUCCUGGUCCCGCGAAGGACGGUCUUUCGUCUACCUGCUGGGCCUGCUCUACUGCUUCCUAGGGGUGGCCAUCAUCGCCGACGUCUUCAUGUGCGCCAUCGAGAAGAUCACGUCCAAGACGCGCCGCAUCACUCUGUCCGCUCAGGUGCCCGGCGCCCAGCCGGACGUCAUCGAGGUCAAGGUCUGGAACGAGACGGUGGCCAACCUCACGCUCAUGGCGCUCGGCUCGAGCGCACCGGAGAUCUUGCUGGCCAUCAUCGAGAUCAUUGGCCACAACUUCGAAGCGGGAGACCUUGGUCCCGGUACCAUAGUAGGAUCGGCAGCGUUCAACCUGCUGGUCAUUACUGCCGUCUGCAUCACAGGCAUUCCCGGAACGGAAGUCCGAACCAUCCGAAUGGUCAAGGUCUUUGGAAUCACGGCCUUCUUCAGCGUCUUUGCCUACCUGUGGCUUCUGAUAGUGCUGCUCGGCUUCAGCCCCCACGUAGUCGAGCUCUGGGAGGCCAUUCUCACGUUGCUGUUCUUCCCGCUCCUGGUGUUCCUGGCUUACGCCGCGGACCGAGGCAUCUUCUGGCCGGGAAGACGUGGGCGCAGCGCCCAGAAGCAGCUGGAGCUGCAGACGACCACGGACACCUCUGUGAGGAACGGCAACGCCGUGGCUCCCGUCUCGGCUCCGGGCACGCGGAAACAGUUCUUCCCCAACGGGGAACUCAACAGGGAAAGCCUGCUGGACUUCAUCAGGGAGAUCCGCAAGCACCCUGGGCUGACGGACGAAGACGCCGCUUGUCUCGCAUCGGCGCAGCUCGCCGAGCAACAGCGCCACACACGGAUGUGGUACCGCGUCGGAGCCAUCCGCGACCUCACCGGCGGACGACGCACCAAACCCAGCAUUUCGGAAAAGCUUCAGCACAAGAUGGACCAAGAGGUUCGAGACAUGUUUGCACUGGCCGUUAAGGACGAAGCUGAUGCCAAGACUGCGGACGAAGUGGAGCAAGGCAAGCUGCUCAAGCCCGUGCCGGAGUCCGAGAGUAAGGACGUCGCCCUGAUCGAGUUCAACGCCAGCUCGUGCGCCGUGCUCGAGAAAGCCGGCAAAGUGGACGUCAUCAUCCGCCGGAAGGGAAAGAUCGACUGCCCGGCGACUUGCAGGGUGGAGACCAUCGACGGCACAGCCGUGGCCGGCGAGGACUACAUGGACCUGCGCCAGAUGGUUCUGUUUCAACCGGGGGAGGUCCAGCGCAAGGUGUCCGUGCAGAUCGUGGACGACAACCAGUGGGAACCUGACGAGACCUUUUUCCUCCGACUCUCGCUGCCCCUGGAAAGCAGCAACGUCAUGCUGGGACGCAAGUCCGUCAUGGAGGUGACCAUCAUCGAUGACGACGAACCGGGCACUUUUGAGUUCCGUCGCAGAGGUCUGUUGGUACGAGAGAGCGUAGGCUCGGCUCAGGUGGCCGUGGUCCGCUCGAAAGGCGCCGACGGCACGGCGUUCGUCCACUGGCGCACCAAGAGCCAGACGGCCAAAGAAGGCGAGGACUUCCAUGGCGGAGAAGGCAAGCUGGUGUUCGAGCACGGCGAGACCGUCAAGAACAUCGAAAUCCCCAUCGUGGACGACUUCGAGAACGAGAAGGACGAGCACUUCGAAGUCGAGCUCUUCGACCCAUCGCCCGGAUCGAGCCUGGGCCACCUCACCAAGACCACCGUGACCAUCACCAGUGAUGAAGAGUUCAACACGAUCGUGAACCGGCUCAUGCUGAUGACCAACACCAACGUGGACAAGCUGCGGUUGCACUCGGAGACUUGGGUGGAACAGAUGAAGGACGCCAUGAACGUCAACGGGGGCGACAUCGAGAACGCCACGGCCGUGGACUACGUCAUGCACUUCCUGACGUUCGGUUGGAAGGUCAUCUUCGCGCUGGUGCCACCGACGGGCUUCCUGGGCGGCUGGCUCACCUUCUUCGUGUCCCUGGGCGCCAUCGGGCUCCUGACGGCCAUCGUGGGCGACCUGGCCGGAAUCUUCGGCUGCCUGGUCGGUCUCGAGGACACCAUCACGGCCAUCACCUUCGUAGCACUGGGCACGUCGUUGCCAGACCUCUUCGCGUCCAAGGGCUGCGCUCGGUCCGAAAAGUACGCCGACAACGCCAUUGGCAACGUCACCGGGAGCAACUCCGUCAACGUGUUCUUGGGACUCGGGAUACCGUGGGUGGUGGCGGCCGCCUACUGGCAAAUCAAGGGUGGCGUCUUUGGCGUAGAUGCUGGCUCUCUGGGCUUUAGCGUUGGCAUCUACUGUGCUGUGUCGGCAAGCUGCAUCGCCCUCUUGGUACUGAGGCGAAGCCUAAACUUCUUUGGCAAGGGCGAGCUGGGCGGCCCUCGCGCAACAGCAACGGCAAGCGCCGUGUUCCUGGUCUUCCUCUGGGUCCUCUACAUCGUGUUGUCCGCCCUCAAGACCUACAAGAAGAUCUGAAGACGUCGCUGUGCUUACUGCGUCAGAACGGGGGUGGGGAGGGGACAGCUGCGCCUCGAGAUCGACCAUGAGAGACAGUUGAGGGACAAGUUGUCCGUCUUGAUGUGGACAACUGUGGGACAGCUGCUUCUUAAGAUGGACAGCUAUACUGACCACGUCGGUAUACAUGAAUCGCAACUGUUGAUGUCUUGGUGUAAACCAUUUGGAGGCGUUCGCUGGGUGGAGCUGUUUUCUGUCAAGUCCGAUAUGGGGCAUAGACAACGGGGGAAAGCGUGUACUUCUACAUUCAGUUUGAAGCAUCUUCUCUUGAUGUCCAGGUUAAGAGAAAAAAGGCGACGGGCACCUGCAAAGGUUUGGGUUAAAUUGGACACUUUAAAUAGCGAUUGAAAAUCGACUUCUAUUUGUGAGAUAUGAACGUGUUUUUUGGAUAAACAUAAUGGUAACGAUCAGGUAGCGGAGGGUUACAAUAACGUUUGGCGCCAACUACUAAAUGACAUCUAUGAAAAGGACCAGUUCAGAUAUUUUUCCAAUCACAAGGCGAUGAACUAGCACUUUUUUUUUCUUCCUCGUAGUAAACGGCUGCCCCCCCCCCCCCCCCCCCCCACCAAACAGAUAUUCACUGCUAGGUAUCUGCAGCUAUCUACUAUAACAAUUGUUUGAAGAUAAAGCUGAACAGCAGAUGAACAGGCAUGGGGACACUGGGCACCAAGAUCCAAGAUAUCAACUUGGGUUUGGCAAGUCGGACGAUUAAUGGUCACUGAUGCAUCGAAAAAUCAUCUCAAGGUCACUAUCUGGGAGCGCAUUUGGAGGCAGCUAAAGCUAGAUUCCGAUAUGUCAUGCUUUAAGGCGAUUCAAAAAGUUGCCACAAAUUAUCACACUGAAAAGAUUGGUGAACCCAGGGUGGGCUACAUUGAACUCAGUUUCGAGAUACUUGAGUGGUCACAACAAAGGAUAAAACACUGAAUUUUAUAUGAAGACAAGCUUUUACUGAUUGUACUUAUGACAUAAGCCAGGCGAUUUAACUUACCGAAAGACGGGUCGAGCGGCAGCUUUGUCACCGCCUUGCGUGUUCGUGAUAAUUACUCGAGCUUCGUUUUAUCCAUUGAUAUGUGGACCUCAUUGUAUAUAUAACCAUCGUUUCAAGAUCGCAAAAUAUGCUGCAUGUUUUUUUUUUUUGUUUUUGUUGCUUUUCAGACACGUAAAGUGACUCUUUGCUGAGAGGUCAGCAUUAGUUCGCGCGGUUGAUUCGCAACUUCUGCUAAUUAGUGUUGGCGUUCACACAUGGCUGACUUAAUUUUAACACGAGUCUGUUUAAGGUGCAUUUUGAGAGCUAUUUUAAUGUUGCGUAUACCACCAUAAAAGUUCCUGGUUAACGCAAGUGCAGAAUAUUAGGACCAUCUAUUUUUUAACUAUAUACUUCAUUUCACCUCAUGGACAUAGUACCAUAAGACAAAUAUUGAGCGAACAUUGCUUUCAGGUAUGAUGUAAUUGCUCGUUGUUAGAAAUGUUAUGGUAUGUGACCAAGCGGUAUUUGCAGGGGCGUGAAAUAACAAAACAAAAGUUUUUAUGUAGGGAAGCGGUGUUCGCUGUUUAUUCUUCCGGUGAGAUCUUAUCGUUUUGCGAUUCAAGUAGUAACAGAGCGAAGGCUGUAGCGUGAGUGCCUUGCCUUUGAAUCUGUCUUUGACUCGUGGGCGGAAACCGCCUGCUGUCAAGGCACGUGCACGUGCGCCUAGCCUUGGCUUCACUACCGGUAAUACGAAGUAGUAACCUUCGCGUGUCUUUCAUUUGCAGUAUUGUCGACGUUAUGCUGCAGGAAGUACAAAAUUUGAUUUACCCUUUGUGUUGACCGAGAACUGGCAUUCGCCGUAUUUUUACGCAUGUCUAUUUUAAUUGUUGAACCAUGUAUGUUUUAUUUUUUUGUUCAAAAGAAAGAAAUGUGCGACCAGCGUUUGCUUUAUUUACACGCUACUCUAUAAGAAUACCACAUCAUAAAGGCCUAUACAGGGUGGGCGAUAUUUAAGUGCAUCAUCUGUGUGUUGUCUGUAAUGUUGCUAUAUUCGAAUUAAACAACUCGUACACAUACAUCAAAAA